Molecule: messenger RNA, 1810 nt
Organism: Esox lucius (northern pike)
Lineage: Eukaryota; Metazoa; Chordata; Actinopteri; Esociformes; Esocidae
Product: claudin-18
Exons: 6
Coding region: 352-1197 (281 amino acids)
Biological process (GO): cell adhesion; bicellular tight junction assembly
Cellular component (GO): plasma membrane; bicellular tight junction
Molecular function (GO): structural molecule activity
Source: RefSeq, a predicted model, not a curated record
ACAGUCAUUCAUGAGGUCAAACCUGCCAGUAUCAGAUUAAUUUCAAACACAGAGUCAAAAGACCAGUCUCAGUUUUGGGUUGUGACAGGUACAGGAGUGAAGGAAAGGCAAAGACGCUGAGAGAGGUAGUAGUGAAGGGUUUGAAUGUUUAGUGAGAGGUUAAAGUAAAGGGUUCAAGAGAAAGUAUCAAAGUUCUAAUUCUUCAAGUUGUUAGUAAGAGACUGCCUACCAAAGUAGACAUUUGUGAUAUAACUGAGUGUUACUUUUUGCCACGAAAAGCAAAGACAAGGUUCAGACCAUAUUAAGCGAUAGUAUAAUUAUCAACAGAGAAGAGACAGAGUUAGUUGGAUCAUGGCAGUGACUCUGUGCCAGGUAAUGGGCUUUCUCCUUAGCCUACUGGGGGUGGCUGGGGUUAUAGCAGCUACAUGCAUGGACCAGUGGGCUACGGAGGACCUGUAUGACAACAUUGUGACUGCCGUCUUCUCUUACUCGGGCCUCUGGAGAUCCUGUGUGAGACAGAGCUCUGGAUUCACAGAGUGUCGACCAUACUUCACCAUUCUGGGGCUACCAGCUAUGCUCCAAGCUGUGCGGGCUCUAAUGAUAGUGGGGAUAGUUUUGGGAGCAAUCAGCUGUCUGAUCGCCAUAUUUGCUCUCAAGUGUUUGAAAAUGGGAAACAUGGAGGACAAUAUAAAGGCUACAAUGACUCUCACCUCAGGAGUCAUGUUUCUGCUUGCAGGUGUUUGUGGCAUUGCUGGAGUGUCUGUUUUUGCCAACCUAAUCGUGACCAGCUUCUUCUUCACCACCUACACUGAGGGUGGAUAUGGUGGAGGAGUAAUAGGAGGAGGCCUCGGAGGAUCUCUCACUCCCAGGUACACCUUUGGCCCUGCCCUCUUUGUGGGAUGGAUAGGUGGGGCAUUGUUGGUGGUGGGAGGGGUUAUUAUGUGUAUGGCCUGUCGGGGUAUGGUUCCACCCGAGGAGAAGAGACAAAAUUAUGGGUUGGCUUACAAAGCUGCGUCCCACCACACAACUGUGUACAAGGCUGACACCAGAUCCAGACCAGCCUACGACGAAUCUUUCAGAGCCCAGAGUUUCAUACAGGGUUACUCUGAAAGAAAAUCCUGGUUUGGUUUGAUUUGUUAUUUUUCUACUUGGUUAUUAUACUCUUAUAUUCCAUGUUUUUUGGUAUUGUUAUGCUAAAUUCAGGGAGACAAUAUUGUAAUUUUUGUAAUUCCGUGGUAUAAAAAUAAAAACUUGUAAACCUUAAUUUUUUUAUGUGCAGCAUUUGCAAAAGAACACUAAAAUACCCAAAUAUAGCCAAAAUAACAUAUAAACACCCAAAACAAAUAAAAUACCCCAAAGAACACAAUGCCCAAUUUGUAUUUUAUACAUCAGAUGUGCUUUUAACAAUUAAAUACUUACAAGCCCUUACCCAGCAGUGCAAUGAAGAAUAAAGGCUAACAAUAAAAUGUUUUAAAAAAUUCCAAAAAUAUAUACACUGCACAAAAUGGCGGUACAAAAUAUACACUGUGAUACAAAAUACUUUAUAAUAAUGAAUGCUAAAUUAAUCAAACAUGACUGCCUUUUUUUGUCAUUCCCUAGCGACUCCUUGUGGCUGUUAAGGUGCCUGUGAGGGCAAAUUACUAAGAGGGCUGGACAAAGCAUUGCUUCUGGCAUAGAUAUUCUAGUCAAGACUUCCUGGUUGACUGAGCAAUGUACAAUGGAUGUGCUUUGGAAGACCCAUAUCUUGGUAUCAAAUGUCCCAAGUCCACUGGGAGUUGCUGUGGUGAAACUGGACCUUAAUCAUGAAUUG